GGCACUGAUUGGGCGAACUGACGAAUGACGGCAGAGAAAAUUGGGAUGUGAUUGGCCGUAAAUUAGCCACGCCUUCCUUAGCGUCACGUGGGGGCGGGGUAAGUUAAAGGCACAUUUACGCAUGCUGACUGUAGUGUGUGUGUGUGGUGGUUUCCAAGCCGGUGUUAGCAAAGCUGUUUAAAUCUCAAUGAGGUCUAGCUGUGUUUUAUGUUAUUUUAGGAGUUAGUUUACUUGCCGAAAGACAGAUUAAAGUGGUCAGCUGAAUAUUAACGACAAGUAAACUCGAAAACAUGGAGAUUCCGUGACGGCUACAUGUUUAGCCCUGAACUAGUCAGACUUCUAGGAUUGUACGUGUCCACAUUAGGAGCAAUUUAGUCUUCUAGUGAGUAUCUUAACUUUCUGUAUGUGUAGCCGUGUCACUGGUUAUUGGGUAUUUCUGUGUAUAUUAGUUCACACUGAAAGCGAUAAGUGGCUGCAGCUGUAGUAUAUGAACUUGUGCCAACACGUGUUUGGCAGUGAAGUGAAGUGGGCACAUGUGGACGGUGUGUUGCAGGUAGAGAGGAGGCCUGCGGACAUGGCCGGCAAAGGCCGAGGAGUAGCAGCCUUCACCUUCAACAUCGAGGCUCUGGGCAUCGGCAGGGGCAGCAUGCCAGAAGCCAGGGUGGGGCCCAGUCCUCUGUUUCCAAGCACAGACUUUAAACCAGUUCCGCUGAAAGCUGGUGAAGAUGAGGACUACAUGCUGGCCUUAAAACAGGAGAUGAGAGGAACAAUGCAGCAGCUGCCGCACAACAUCAAGCCUCAGUCCAAUAAAUCAGAAGUGGAGCGAUACACUGAGAGAUACCUGAAGAAAAGUCAGAUUGAGGAUGAAGACUGGACUCCAGACUGGAACCUCUUUCCAAAAGAAUUGAUGCCACAAACUAAAAAACCUCGUGCAAAAGCUGGCACCAAGAAGAAACCAGUGAAGAUAUCGCGCAAAGAGACAGAAGCCAUGCUGAGCAAAUUAGAUGCACUGGCAAAGAAUGAUGACAGAAACCCUGAAAAAUCGGAUGAUGAGACUGAAAAGAAACCUGGGAAUGAGGAAGAAGAGGAAGUUGAAGCAGAAGAGUAUGAUGAAGAGGAUAUUGAAGAGGAAAACGACUACAUUGACAGUUAUUUCGACAAUGGCGAAGAUUUUGCUGCAGACAGUGAUGACAAUAUGGACGGUGAAGCAACAUACUGAGACAAUGCGACUCAGCCGUUGAAACUCAAGCGAGCGCGCACUGUGGAAUUAAACCACCAUUGUGUGGUUUUUUUUCUGUUGGUUAACUAUUGUAGAUACAUUGGGAGUACUGUUUGAAAGAGAGAGCCUUUGUUUGUUUUAUUUUGUGUGAUCUGAGAAGUGAGUUCUGUUUAAAAAAUGUAAAUAAGAAAUGCAAAUCUAUGUGCACACUGGCAAUAAUUUAUUCAAAAUAGAUUUAUUUAUUCUUCAGCCUGUAGACAGAUUCCACAGGUUGAAAGGCACAUACUGUCAACAACAUGUAAUGCUUUGUCAUAAAAUAUCAAGUGAACACAGUGAUAAAAUAAAAGGGCUAUAUACCAAAGUCUAAAAGUUCACAUAA
Acanthochromis polyacanthus (spiny chromis) is the source of this 1598-nucleotide messenger RNA. It is a transcript of the gene polr3g, whose product is annotated as polymerase (RNA) III (DNA directed) polypeptide G. The transcript is spliced from 7 exons. Gene Ontology annotation, cellular component: RNA polymerase III complex. Lineage: Eukaryota; Metazoa; Chordata; Actinopteri; Pomacentridae. Gene Ontology annotation, biological process: transcription by RNA polymerase III. The coding region runs from base 488 to 1219 and encodes 243 amino acids. The record is from RefSeq and is a predicted model, not a curated record.